AUGUCGGUCUUUCUUCUGCCUUUGGAAACGUGUCGAAGCCUUGAAGGAAUAAUAAGUUCUUUUUGGUGGAAAUCCUCAAAAGACAAACAUGGUGUUAGUUGGCAUAGCUGGAAGAACUUAUGCAAACACAAAACAAUUGGAGGCUUGGGUUUUAGAGACUUUAGGGAGUACAACUUAUCUUUGCUGGGAAAGCAAGCUUGGAGAUUGUUAACUGAGGAAGAUUCUUUGGUUUGCAAAGUCUACAAAGCAAAGUAUUUCUCUACUGGCUCUUUCCUAUCUGCAUCUCUUGGUCAUAAUCCUUCGUUUAUUUGGAAGAGCAUCUAUGAAACCAAAGAUCUAAUUGUUGUUGGUGCAAGAAUUCGAAUUGGUAAUGGCUUAACUACCUAUAUUACCAACAACCCUUGGCUCCCUGGCAUGCAUCAACGAUAUACCACUUCUUCACAUCCUGCCUUAGCUGAAAACUGGGUUGCAAGUCUGCUGCAAGUGGAUCGGUCGAAUUGUGAUGCUGAUGUCGUUAAUGACUUAUUCAAUGACAGGCAGUGA
This is a messenger RNA of Cannabis sativa, 543 nucleotides long. RefSeq lists its product as uncharacterized. The transcript has a single exon. The record is from RefSeq and is a predicted model, not a curated record. NCBI's taxonomy places the organism in Eukaryota, Viridiplantae, Streptophyta, Magnoliopsida, Rosales, Cannabaceae. Bases 1 to 543 code for a protein of 180 amino acids.